AUGGAGCAGUUGCCCUUACCGACAAGCCUCGCAGAGGUCGAAGCAUUGAUCCGGGCACUCUACCAACGAAACCCUCCCGAGACAAUCUCCAAAAUCCAGGAGGUGUUGCAUCGUUUGCAAAGGUCUCCUGAGGGAUGGCAGCUGGCCCAGAGCUUGAUCGCCCACCGCGAGGACAAUAUCAGGUUCUAUGCUGCCCUCACACUCAUCAUCAAGCUCAACCGAGAUAGUUCCGGUCUGAGCGAGGAUGAUGCAAGGGGCCUUCUGGAGAAUAUCAUCGGCUGGACCAUCCAAUCACUAUCCGACGGAGCAGGCAACUUUGUUAUCAAAAAGUUGUGUACCGCCCUCGUUACUUACUUCAUGCACUUCUCCCAUCUGUGGCCCAACUGCAUCCGCCACUUCAUCUACUGCCUUGACCUAGGCCGGGGCACCCCAGCGGACAGCUUAGACGAUGCCCUCUCAGCCGAAAUUCUUGUCGGCAAGCUGGGGCCCCAGAGGCUGAAGGUGGCAAUAUGGUUCGCUACCUCGUUCGUCGAAGAGGUUGGCAAAACCGACAUGAGCGCCCCUAAAUUCAUCCAAGUACACGAUCGCCUCGUCAAGAACGGCCCCGAUGUAACUUGCCUACUCGCCCGAGGCUUCUCCAUGCCCGAGGAUAGCCCCGAUCUCAAGACGCAGGGGGAGGCUCUCGGCUGUUUUCAAGCCUGGAUUUUGUAUGCGCAGCGAGCAUCCCCAAUCCCGGAUCUAGUUGCACCGUUGAGACAACUCGUGGGCCCUGCCAUCAACUGCUUCGCGGAUGGAGAUCUCUUCCACGCAACCGCCGAGCUUUUCAGCGACGCCCUCGGCAACUACUCGUCAUUCUUCACCGACGAGCACUACAACACGCUCGCCUCCCUUUUCGAGAGUCCCUGGGCUGCCGAGCACUACCAGCGCACCCUCCACGGCAACCAUGAGGAGGACGGCAUUUCGUUCGGCCUAGUGAUUCUCGCCUACGGGGACGCCAAGGUGCAGGAUCUCAUGCGCAGCACUGAUGGCCGCUCCCAGAGGUUCCUGGAGAGCCUGAGUGGGCUCCUUGCGGCCGACGGCUACCUCGUCGGCGAGGAUAGCAUAUUUGUCCCCGCUCUGGAGUUUUGGUCUACCUUCAUCGAGACCAUGAUCGACAGCACAUACUCGGACGAGGAGGAGUCUCAGAACUGGAAGCCCUACGCCGAGCAACAUCUCAAGACCGUGGUGAUGAACUGCUGGCGCAAAAUCCAAUGGCCACCAGCCGAGACCUUUGCCGAGUGGGACUCGACCGAACGUGUCGCUUUCGGCGAUGCUAGGAAGGACGUCACCGAUAUGCUACAGUCGGUUUUCACUCUCGAAGGCAUGCGCCUCGUCUCUUUCUUUACCCAUUUGUUCCUCCAAGCUCUUGCUGCCCAGUCCUGGGCCGAGCUCGAGGCCUCGGCCUUCUGCCUUGGUGCUCUCUCCGACUGUAUCUCGGACGAGGCCAGGUUUGACCAAGAACUAAGCAAGGUCUUUGCUUCUCCCUUUUUCGAUCUCCUCGGCCAGGCCCAAGGCCCCAUCCCUCUACGCCUCCGCCAGACAGGGUUGGCGCUCAUCGAGCGGUACUGUGAAUACUUUGAGCGAAAUGCUCAGUAUCUGCCCAACGCUCUGAAUCUGCUCUUCGCUGCCGUCGGCGACUCUGUUCUCGGAGGCCCGUCAGCAAGGUCCAUCUCUACCCUGUGCUCUUCGUGCCGCUCUAUUCUCACGAGCGAGGCUGGUGCCUUCAUCAGCCAUUACCAGACCGUCCGCGGCAGUCAAGUGCUCGACUCGUUGGCCGAGGAGAGGAUCGUCCUUGCGAUUGCAUCCAUCAUCCAGGCCAUCAAAGAUGAGAACCAGAGACUGGGCGUGUUUGAGGAGCUUUACAACAUACUCAAAAAAGACUUUGAGCUUGCUGUCCAGCUCAAGGCAAAUCCCGGUCUCCUAAACCUCCAACACCCGGACUUCUUAAGGGGGCUUGACCCGCCAAACCCCCAAUCAGCGCCCCCAACAGAGGAAAUCGCUCUACAAAUCGCCCUCAGAUCAAUGAGGUGCCUUGCCAGCAUUGCCAAGGGUAUGCAGGACGUCAAGGAGUAUCCUGUCGAUCUGGACAGUGAACCACAGUCGCAGAACGCCAACAGCAGGCUUGCGGGCUUGCAAGAGAAUAUCAUGCGGGUUUUGGUAGAAGUCCAGCGAGUGUUUAACACGAGCGGCGAGGUGGUCGAAAUCAUUUGCAACAUCUUCCGUGCAGGCUUCUCCGAGACCGAGCCGGGGCCGUUCGUGUUCCCGCCGAAUGUAGUCACCGACUACUUCGUCCAGCAGCGAUUUGAGACGCCGCGGGUAGGCACUCUGCUAAGCACAGCCUGCUCGUUUGUGGGCAGUCUCUAUCGCGGUCCCAAGGCCUACGUACCCGAGCAACUUGCACGGCUCUUACCGUGGGUGAUCUCUAUCCUUCAGGCGUUGCCAGAACCCGAAGCCGACACGGAAAUCUCCCUCAACGGCAUCGCCUUCACCGACAAAGUCAUGUCCAAAUACCCCGACGUGCUCUUCCACCCGCACCACGCCCACCUCCUGGAAUUCUUCUUCCUCUUCUCCAUCAAGGUCCUCGACGGGAACGAGCCUCUUCCCAAGGGAGCAGCAGCCGAGUUCUGGGCCAACUUCAUCCCCCUGACCACCUCCCCGACCAUAAUCGCCACCGCCCCCGCCGACCUCAAGGCCACCAUCGCCAACGCCAUGGCCCACCUCGGCCCGCUCAUCGCCGCCACCCUCGUCCGCAACGUCGGCGGCCACGCCGCCCGCUCCGAGCUCGACAAGCUGUGCGAGCCGCUCAAGAAGCUGGUCGCCACGCAUCCGGCUGCGCAGGGCUGGUUGCAGGGGGCGCUGUUUUCUGGGAAUGAGGGGGAGGGGAAUAAUAAUGGGGUUGGGGUUGGGGAGGGGGGUGCUGGUGGUGGUGGGGGUGGGUUUCCGGGGGCGGAGAGGGUGGGCGGGGAGGAGAGGAUGGCGUUUUUGAGGAGGGUUGUUGCGUGA
Messenger RNA from Chaetomium fimeti, 3042 nucleotides. Its product is annotated as armadillo-type protein. The transcript is spliced from 7 exons. NCBI's taxonomy places the organism in Eukaryota, Fungi, Ascomycota, Sordariomycetes, Sordariales, Chaetomiaceae. The record is from RefSeq and is a predicted model, not a curated record. Gene Ontology annotation, cellular component: cytoplasm. Gene Ontology annotation, biological process: protein import into nucleus. The coding region runs from base 1 to 3042 and encodes 1013 amino acids.